AUGGGCGUCCGGGGAAUGCUGCCGCUGCUGCUGCUGCUGUGGGUUCCAGCCUGCAUUCCAGCCGCCUGGGGCCUGCGGUGCAUGCGGUGUGAGCGGACCGGGAGCUGCCAGGUGCAGGAGUGCGCGCCCGGCCAGGACCUCUGCAGGACCACGAUCCUGAGCAUCUGGGAAGAAGGUGCAGAGCUGGAGGUGGUGGAGACAGACUGUGCCCAUCCGGAGAAAACCAACAGAACCAUGAGCCAUCGGGUCGGCAUGCAGGUCAUCACCCUGACGGAGACCGUGUGUGGGUUUGAUCUGUGCAACCGGCCCAGCCCCGGCCGGGCUCCCGCCUUCCCCCGAAGCCGGAGCCGCUACCUCGAAUGCUUCUCCUGCGCCUCUUCAGACCUGAGCUGCGAGCGGGGCCGGGACAAGAGCCUGCAGUGCCGCAGCCCCAGCGAGCAGUGCCUGGAGAUGGUGACCCACCGGGACCCGGCAGGGGGCCCAGGGGACGAGCGCCACUCCCGAGGCUGCGGCCACCUCCCGGGCUGCCCCGGCCCCACCGGCUUCCACAACAACCUCACCUUCCACUUCCUGCGCUGCUGCAACACCACCAAAUGCAACGGGGGCCCAGUCGUGGAGCUUGAAAACCUGCCGCUGAACGGCCUGCAGUGUUACAGCUGUCAGGGGAACGGCACCGACGGAUGUUCCCCCGAGGAGACCUCCCUCACCGCCUGCCGAGGCCCCAUGGACCAGUGUCUGGAAGCCACAGGCACCGAUGGGCCAGGCCGCCCCGGCUACACCGUCAGAGGCUGUGCCACGGCCUCCUGGUGCCAGGGCCUCCACGUGGCCGAAGCCUUCAGACUGACGGACCUCAACGUCUCCUGCUGCGCCGGACACGGCUGCAACCACCCGGACCGAGACAGGCAGCCCCGCAGGGGGGGCGCCCCCCGGCCCGACCCUGCCCCCCUCAGCCUCGCCAUCGCCCUGCUGGUGACGGCAAGACUAUGGGGGGGCAUGCUCCUCCGGACCUGA
Molecule: messenger RNA, 1011 nt
Organism: Pipistrellus nathusii (Nathusius's pipistrelle)
Lineage: Eukaryota; Metazoa; Chordata; Mammalia; Chiroptera; Vespertilionidae
Source: the annotation of a GenBank genome assembly